This is a messenger RNA of Miscanthus lutarioriparius, 570 nucleotides long. Lineage: Eukaryota; Viridiplantae; Streptophyta; Magnoliopsida; Poales; Poaceae. The record is from the annotation of a GenBank genome assembly.
AUGGGCAUCGGCACGUCGGGUCGUUCCAUGCCCUAUCCGUCGCCGGCCGUCACAACAGCAGUGCCGCCUCCCUAUCGCCCUGACUCUGGCAGCAGAAACCAGCGGCAAGUCGUCGGCGACGGGAAGGCCAAGGCUUUGCCUGAGAGAAUGCAAGACCCAAGGGAUGAUGAUUUCUCAGCGCCGAAGUUGCAUAAGAAGGUUGUCUACCGGCCACUGCCAUCAGGCCAGCUCAAGGGUGAACCUGAACUGCUGAGGAGAGAGGUUCCACAGUCAUCAGGCAUGGUCCAAAAGCCACCCAAAAGAAGCUUGAAGGUUGAACCUCACACGUCCCCUUCUGACAGAGGGACUCCAGAUUCCCUGCCGGAAUCUGGUCCUACCGAUGAAUACCGGGCGUUACGGAGGAAGUACCUGAUGCUGGAGGAAGAGAACUUUGCACUGGACAAAGAACUGAGCAUGGAAGAGGAAGAAAUGAAGGCCCUAGAGGAUGAAAAGCUUGCACUGCUUGAUCAGCUUGUUGUCUUGGAAGGUCUUGUCGAGCCAUCCCAGCUGCAGUCUCAGCGUAGGCCGUGA